This is a messenger RNA of Linnemannia hyalina, 1545 nucleotides long. The record is from the annotation of a GenBank genome assembly. Lineage: Eukaryota; Fungi; Mortierellomycota; Mortierellomycetes; Mortierellales; Mortierellaceae.
AUGACUGAUACUACCAUCGCCCCCGCCCCCCAGGCUAUCAUCGAGACCAAGGUCGAGACCGUCGAGGUCAACGAGUCGUCCUCCACAUCCUCAGAAGCCAUCAUCGCCGCCGUCAAGGAGACUACCAUCGCGACCUCCCACCAGCACGAGUCCUCUUCAACUGUUGAGGAACGCUUCUCGGAACUCUCGCUCUCCAUCACCUCGUCCGAGUCUGUCCAUGUCGCCACCGAAGAGUCGACCGCUAUUGCCGUUGGUGCCGUCACCGUGACCUCCGAGGCCAAGAAGGAAAAGAAGCUCAAGGAGAAGAAGGAUAAGGUUUUUGGUUCCGGGUCCGAGUCUGGGUCGUCGUCUGGUUCCGAGAGCGAGAAGGACGAGGAAAAGAAAAAAGACAAGCUGGAAAAGAAGGUCAAGAAGGAAAAGAAGAUUAAGGAGAAGAAGGUCAAAAAGGAUGAUGACGGUAAGGACUCUGGGUCCGAGUCCGAGUCUGAGAACGACGAGGACAAGAAGAAGAAGAAGGAGGAGAAGAAGUUGAAGAAGGAGGCUAAGAAGCUGGAGGAGAGGUUGAAGGAGAAGAAGAAGGAGGAGAAGAAGAAAGCCAAGGCAGAGAAUAAGCUCAAGGAGAAGAAGGAGAAGAAGGACAAGAAGGAGUCUGGUUCAGAUUCCGAGUCUGGUUCUGACAAGGAGGACGACAAGGAGAAGAAGGAGAAGAAGGAGAAGAAGGAGAAGGAGAAGAAGGAGAAGAAGGACAAGAAGAAGGAGUCUGGUUCAGAUUCCGAGUCUGGUUCUGACAAGGAGGACGACAAGGAGAAGAAGGAGAAGAAGGAGAAGAAGAAGGCUGAGAAGGAGGCCAAGAAGGCUGCCAAAGAAGCCGAGAAGGUCGCCAAGAAGGCCGAGAAAGAAGCCAAGAAGGCUGCCAAGGCUGCCGCUGCUACUGGUAUUACCACUACUACCGCUACCACGGAGGCUAAGGAUGUCAAGACCGAGACGUCUGAGGUCAAGACGAAGACUAUCCUCGAUGAGCUCAGCUCGGACGACGAGUCGGAUGAGGACUUCAAGCCAAACUCGGACUCGGAGAGCGACAGUGGAAGUGACAGCGACAGCGACUCUUCUUCCUCCUCCUCCUCUUCUUCCUCCUCCUCUUCUUCUUCCAGCUCAAGCUCCUCCUCUUCGUCUUCCUCCAGCAGCAGCGAGAGCGACUCGGACUCGGACUCGGACUCUGGCUCUGACAUGGAGGGCAAGAUUGACAAGGAAGAGGUCGAGAAGUUGGCCAAGGAGGCUGUCGAGAUUGGCGCUGGUCUGGAUCAGGACCACAAAGUUUUGCGCACUGGCAAGGUGAUCGAGGUCGAGUCGUCAAGCUCCACUACCGAGGGUGCUGCUGCUGUUGUCUUGGAGUCGGUCACCCAGGAGACGGUUGUCAAGGCCGAGAUCUUUGAAGAGACCACGAUCUCUGCCGGCGUUGUGACCGGCAAGGUUCUCAAGUCUGAGGUCAUUGUUGAGGAAACUAUUGUCACCCCCUCCAACGCCAAGCUCGUCUCUGAGCCCUAA